UGAAAGUAAGUUUCCUGAUCCCGAGGAGACUUGGUUUGGGAGAAGAGCUGAGCGCUGACUUCAGCUCUACUCAGAAGAAUAGACUGCUUCUUCUGCAAAGGGGGAGGGGGAGACCAAAAGCCAUUAUUUAUUCCUGAAAAGAAAGGAGCUGGGAAAUAAAAAAUCUACUAUACAUCUAGACAUACGUAUUUUAAAGAGAAGGAUGCUUUGGAAGACUUUGGUGCUGCUGCUGUUCUAUUACAGUGCUCAUGCCACUGUGACCCACAGAUGGAGCAGAGCUAUGCUUUUCCCAGCUGCUCAGCGAUUCAAGAGAUCUUCAGCUGCUUUCCUCAACCCAGUGUUACAGAACUCGCUGGAAGAUGUGGUCCUGCUUUAUGAGUUUCUUUUAGCUGAGCUUGACAUUGACAAAGGUCAGAGGAUCUCCAUCAAAGAUGAGGAGCUGGCUUCCCUGAGGAAGGCUGCUGAGUUUGACACCGUCUGCAAUGAGAUUAUCCCCAAGAGCAUCACGGAGAUCCGCAGGCUGAGCAGCAGGUUGGCUUCCUACCCCAGGGUCCUCAAGAAAGAAGACUUUGAAAGGACAGUGCUGACCAUGGUCUACACGGCCUACAGAGCUGCUCAGUCUCAGGGCCACCAGAAAGACACUUGGGCUGAAUCCUUUGUCAAUCUUUACAAAGCCCUGAAGAACGACCUGAUGUUCCCACACAACAAACAGCCAUCAUAGUGGGAGAGGAGCAGCAGCUCAGCCACCUGCGCUGGUUGAUAAUGGACACAAGGUAGCACGUCCACCACUUUAUUCUGUAAAGAGUUUAAUAGCCUGCUUCAUGAAAGAUUCUUUGUUUUCUGGCUCCCUCUUGUGGAAUCCGCUUUCUAGUUCCAUGUUAAGGGUGAAAAACGUCGUCAGCCCUGAGAAUUCGAUUUUUGGGCUGGCUUGGAGGCAGGUUCUGUGACAGGCAAAGAAAGGAGUCUGGUGUACACCCAGGCAGACCCUUGUUUCAGGCAAACCCUUGAUUCAUCCUGUGGGUUUCCUAUAAACAAUUCAUAAAUAUACUGUGCUUAUGCUCACAUGCUGAUGUGUAAGUGCUGGAGAGUGCUGCUUUCCUAGCUGGGGAAACAAGUUCAUGUUUUGGCUGGCCAAUAAGUGAAUAUUACACAGAGAUGAAGGCCCUUUGUAAAAGGAAGAGGUUUCAUAACUGUCAACCUUCAGAAAUUAUGCCACAUAUUAUUCAUUCCAAAUGUUCUCCUAAAUAAGUACUCUCUGAUUCACUUCAUUUGGCUGAGCCAGUGUUCAAUUGCAAUAACAUUUGCAGAAGACAAAGGGCAUUGUGAAGACCAGCAGCAAACAAUGCCUGUGAACGUAUUCCCUGCUUCCUGGAGCUGUCCUCCCAAACAGUCUGCAAUGAUUCUUUCAUUAUUUGCACAUGACUUUGCUUCUGCUGCUUGUUUUUUUUUUUGAAAGAAACAUGUAUUUGUCCUCAGUGGAAUCCAAGGCAAGACAAAGGCCCUAUUUAAUUUAAUAAUGACACAUUUUUCCUGGUUCUACCACUUGAACGUAGGUCAUCUAAACCCAUGUUUCAGAAUCCCCCUGAGGUGAGGGAGGAAGGUGCAUUAAAACAUACCUGGUGCUGAAUUUAGCACUGUGACUCUAUUUUUUUAUAGUAAAUUGUAUAUUCAUUUGAGUAUAUGUGCGUGUGUGUGUGUGUGUCUAUGUUCAUGAAUGUGUGUGCACAUAAGUGCUGAGUACAUAGAAGAAUCCCAAAUUGUUCAGUCAGUGAACAAUUGCAUCUGACCACUUAGCAGAAAAUGCUAUUUACCAAUUCAGUGGUGCGAAUUAUGAAUUUGAGAGCAGCAAAGGAAAAACUGUAGAAGUAGUGCAACCGAUUAUAACAAACUCCCUGAAACAUCAUGAACAGAAAUCAGACAGAAUAUUUUGUCAGACAGAUGACUAGCUAUCAAAAAUCCAGAUUAUUCUAAGUUAAAUCCCCUAGUUUAUGUGCACAAGAGAUACAAAUUCUGGUUUUCUAUUGAUAUUAAAGGUGCUUCUACUUCCAAACCAUGGGAAAAUAGCUGAACAUUUAUUUUAUCCUUUCAUACCAUCAUUCUCUACCUCUUUAUUGCAUAAUGUCUUAAGGAUGCAGGCCCAAAUAAAAAAUCCCUGAGAAUAAAACAGACCUAAGGAUUCCAGUCCAAGUUCUGCAUCAUGUUUAACUGCUUUUGCAUCACUUGAGCAAAAGGAAUUAAUUCUUCUGUGUCCCUUAAAAGGGACACUUCAAGGACUGAAGCUGAAAAAAUCCACCCAGAAGCACAGCAAAGAGCACAGUGCAAGCAGUCAGAGCACACUGGAUUUGGCAAACACCUGUGGGAAUGGGAAACCACAGCAGCCUUAGGGGCAGUCUGGCCACAGCAUUAGCAGCUGGACAAAGGUUUUAUAAAAGACACAGUCAGUCUUGUUUCUCCCAGAGUUCCUGGAUUUGUGUGUAUGAGCGUGCACAUUCAUUUAGACGCACGUAUGUGCAGGCACAUUUUAUACCUGAAGAGUUUUGUUGGCCAUCUUCAAAGCCUGUCUGGCAGGUGGUGAAGGAACCUGCAAACUUCAGCCACGAGGCUGUGGGCCACAAAUAUCUCUGUCUCCUCUGCUUGCACACACAGAGCUCAGCACCCCCAGAGCAGCCUUGCGCUCCUGCCUACGCGCCCUUUGAGCCCUCAGCUUUAACACUGAUAUCUGCUUGUGAUUCUUUCCCCCAGCAUGCUUUACAAACACAUGGAGGGGAAAUGCCACAGAGUGCAAUACUGCCUUCGCAGCUCUGCUUCUUGGCUCCCUGAAACACCCCUCACUGAAAGAGCCUGGAACCAGAGCAAUUCAUAAAUCCCUCACAGUCAGCUACUCCAAGUCAGCAAAAAUAGCAAGAAAAAGGACUAGAGCAAAUAUUAAUUGCUAGCAGUCACCAUCCAGAGAAAUGCCUCCCAGCCAUGCUCCUCACCCCACAACAGGACUGCCCAGAAGAGUUUACUAAUCAUAAAAUAUUCCAUAGAAAAGAAUUACAGAUAAUUUUUAAUAUCUUAUAACUCCCUAUGGCAUACAUACCUUACUGUACUUUACAAAUUGGUAACUGAAACAUUUAUCUCCUCAACAGAAAAUAAAGGUUUUAUGAGGUUUUUCCCUCCUCCCUUUACUGUGUGUAAAGAAA
Molecule: messenger RNA, 3185 nt
Organism: Corvus hawaiiensis (hawaiian crow)
Lineage: Eukaryota; Metazoa; Chordata; Aves; Passeriformes; Corvidae
Gene: FAM180A
Product: family with sequence similarity 180 member A
Exons: 3
Coding region: 203-721 (172 amino acids)
Source: RefSeq, a predicted model, not a curated record